AUGGAGCUGACCGUGGAUGCCGCGGCGGCUGCUGCUGGAAGCUCCCCACCGCCGCACGACUCAUCAAUGCAUCACCUGGUGGUGGGCAGCAGCGGCACCUACGUGGCCGAGCCCGCCUCGACGUUGACCAGCGGGGCCGCGCUGCAGGUGGUGGGGGCGGGUGCUGGGUCCACGAGCCGCAGCACGUCCCCGCGCCAUGCCAUGGGCGGCAGUGGCGGGGCGCCGCCCCCGCGGGGCUCUCUCUCGCGCAGCAGCAGCGGCAGCAGCAAGCGACCACAGAGCGGAGCGGGGCUCGAGCAGCGGGCGCGCUACGUGGCGCAGCUGUGCCAGGAGAAGCCCGAGCUGGUGAAGCUCAACAUCGGGGGCACCCGUUACACCACCACCAAGGCCACCCUCACCCGCCUCGAGGACUCCUUCUUCAAGGCCCUCCUGGACGGGGACAUUCCGAGCACGUUGGACGACCAGGGCGCCUACUUCAUCGACCGGGAGGGCCGCUACUUUGAGCCAAUCUUGAACUACAUGCGCACGGGGGAGCUGCUCAUCCCACCGUCCAUGCCCAAGUCGGCCGUGCUGGCCGAAGCCGACUUCUAUUGCAUCACGCCCGUGGUGGCGAGCCUGCAGCUCGAGGAGAGUGACGCGUGCGGGGGCAAGUUGUUCAACGCCCUCCUCCGCCCGUGGGAUGACGUCAACCCGGUGGGCGACGGAUGGACGCAGGACUUCAAGGCUGAGUUUCCCGUGGCGACGGAAGGCGACAUUGAACACGUGGCGUUCUUCUCGCAGGGCUCUCGGCUGGGCCACGUGGCCAUCCUCUCGCUCGCGUCGCUGAGCCUGCGGGUGCUGAGCACUGCCCCGCACGGCAUAUCGUCGGCGUGCCACGACACCCUGCACAUCGCCUCGUACUGCUGCUCGGCGGGUGUCAUCUACCAACUCAUGAUCGGCCACAACGACAACACCUGCCUCCAAGAAUUGUACAAGGACCCCAACAACGAAGAGAUCACGGUGAUCGUGAACAGGGAGCAGCGCACGCUGUUCUACGGCACCGCCAACGGGACCCUGCGCCGCCUCGACUUUCCGUCGUCGGAGAUCGGCGGCACCUGCCAGUCCACCCUCCUCCAGAGCGGCCACGUCCACCCCGUGAAGGAGCUGCUGCCGCUGGGCAAUCGCACGCUGGUGUCGUCGUGCGCGGCUGGACACGUUCGGUGUUGGAACAACUACGACGUCGCGCAGAUGAACUCCUACUCCAUCCCCGCGGGUGCGCUGCUGAUGGCGCCCUACCUGCUGCAGGCGCAGGAGGACCGUGUGCACAUCUACGACGUGCUGUCGGGCAAGAUGCUCCACACCCUCCACGCCGUCAACGGAUCGCACGUGACGGCACUUUGCGUGUGCCACGACAAGUCGUUCUUCGGCGGGAUGCUCCUCGUCACGGCCCACUACGACGGCACCCUCCAGCUGUGGUCCCUCGGGCUCCUCUCCCUCCUUCUGCGCGAGCAGCACCAGGCCUCCCCGCACCCGCCCAAGAAGACAUAG
Messenger RNA from Acanthamoeba castellanii str. Neff, 1527 nucleotides. RefSeq names its product K+ channel tetramerization subfamily protein. Bases 1 to 1527 code for a protein of 508 amino acids. Gene Ontology annotation, biological process: protein homooligomerization. NCBI's taxonomy places the organism in Eukaryota, Discosea, Longamoebia, Acanthamoebidae. The record is from RefSeq and is a predicted model, not a curated record. Gene Ontology annotation, molecular function: protein binding. The transcript has 9 exons.